This is a messenger RNA of Kwoniella botswanensis, 1368 nucleotides long. RefSeq lists its product as uncharacterized. The coding region runs from base 1 to 1368 and encodes 455 amino acids. The transcript is spliced from 6 exons. The record is from RefSeq and is a predicted model, not a curated record. NCBI's taxonomy places the organism in Eukaryota, Fungi, Basidiomycota, Tremellomycetes, Tremellales, Cryptococcaceae.
AUGGCUCCCCGACUAUCCCCAGCUCUUCUCCAUCCUCGAGCGCUCGCUGGUCCUUCACGGCUUACGAGACGGGUUCUGUCGACUGCCAGCCAAACUUCUCCUUCACCUAAAAUUAGCUCCGUACCAUUCAAGAUCCGACCUGAAGAUGCAGCUCAACGGAUGUAUAUCAACGGUCUACUAGCUUCUGCCGCUUUGCCCAACAUGAUCUUAGCAGGAUUGUUACGAUUGUUCGGACCGUCCAUAACGCCCUUAGCGAAUGAAUUUGGUCUAGGUUCGAAUCUCAAGAUGAAAGAUAUGAAAGCUGUACUAUAUCCUAUAUGGAGGGUAGACAGUAUAUUGCAGGGAAGUGUGAAGUUGGAAGGGACUAAUCAGAGGGUAGAACCAAAGAUGUGGAUAAGUACACGGGAAGGAUAUGUUCCAGGAAACCCUUUCGCACCUUUAUCAUACCUAUCUUUCGCUGUACCUCCCCUUCCAGACGAUCUGCCACAGUAUAACCUAUCUGAAGAUCUCACUCAGCUAGGAGACGGUUUCGAUGUCGUUCCAGUCCCAUUUACCGUUUCACCUCUGGGUCUAGCAAAGAAGUUGAGAAAGUUGAUUGGAACAAGCAAGAAGUGGGAGAAUGUGACGAUAGAUGAAUCGAAAUGGGAGGAGAUCAUGCUCGCCGCAUAUCCCAUCAUGUUUCCAAUAUAUGUAGCAGAGUUUGAGCAUGAUAUGGGUGAUGAUGGUGUUCGUUCAUUCAAUGUGAUAAUGGAUGCGCACGACGAAAACCCCACGAAUUGUAGAGUCAGCUGGCCACCACCUCCACAGCUAGUAGAGAGUGGUCGAUUUGAUAAAAAUUACUUUGUAAAUCCCGCACCUUUCUUACCAAUGGCCAACCUCCUCCUCUACCCCUCCGUCGCACCGCAUAAUGUGAUCGGACCCAAUACUUCCAAGUUAGUUGAAUCAUUUAGAGAAUGGAUGUCACCCGCCCCAUACGAAGAUGAUAAGAAGACUAUACCUCCUUCACCGAUGUUGGCCGUACAGAACGACGAAGAGCCCAAUGGACCUAAUUGGGAUGAUGUAAGGAUACAAAGCUGGUCAGGUGAAGAGAGAUUGCAGAAUGGAGAUUGGAUAGAACAGGCUUUGAAAACUCAGAAAGGGAUUGAAACCUUAGAGACAAUGUCAUAUUUCUCUUCUCGCGCACCUCAUCCAGAAGACCUCAAAGGUCUAGUAAUCAACACUGCAGGAUCUCGACCGACAUUUGAAAGAAAAUCACUGAGUGAUAUGGAGAAUCAGCUGAGGGAUGAUGUGGAAAGGAUGAAAAAGGAAUUAGAGGAGAUGAAACCAGAGUGGUUAAGGGAGUUUGAGAAGAAUAAGAACAAGAGUUAA